Penicillium concentricum is the source of this 957-nucleotide messenger RNA. RefSeq names its product thioredoxin reductase gliT (gene gliT). Gene Ontology annotation, molecular function: oxidoreductase activity. The coding region runs from base 1 to 957 and encodes 318 amino acids. The record is from RefSeq and is a predicted model, not a curated record. The transcript is spliced from 4 exons. NCBI's taxonomy places the organism in Eukaryota, Fungi, Ascomycota, Eurotiomycetes, Eurotiales, Aspergillaceae.
AUGCCUGAGUGGGGCGGGACACAUAAAUCACAGGCACAUAUUGGCUCAUUUACAACGGACCGAAGCAACGGGCCGGUAGCCAAGUGGGGCUCGGAGAGUAUCCCAGCAAAGUCUCCGAGGACUUGGCAUCCAAAUGUCCAAGCCUGGAAAGGUAGAGGCCAAUUGGACCUCCUACAACUGGGUCUCAGUGCACAUUUGCAUCUGUUAGACGAGUUGUUGAGCAGUGGUGCGGCUGAUGAGCGUAUCCUAUCCCGGUACGACACCAUUCAAUUUGAGAAUGUCGAGAUUAAGAAGAUUGAGCGGGAUACCGAAGAGGGCUUCAACGCCGUUAACUCGCGAGAGCGGGUGUGGACGGGCAAGAAGUUGGUCCUUGCCAAUGGAGUCCGCGAUGUUUCCCAGAUAUCACGGGAUAUGGAGAGUGCUGGGGGCGAGGAAUGCUGCGAAUCUGUCGGAGUACUCGCCAUCGGGUAUAUGGCCGACACUAUGUCGGCAAUACAUGUUGCUCGCAUGGCCCGCCGGUUCGCCCGAACCGUCAAUAUCUACACGCACGGCUCCCAAGAGCUUACGCAGGCGCUCGAGAAAGCUAGUCAUGAUACAGGCUUCAGGAUCGACAGCAGGCCUAUCGCACGGCUUGUCAGGGGAUCGGUUCCAUCGGACGUGGGGGUAGGAUUUGAGAAUGGCACCCAGAGAAUGGAGGGAUUUCUGGUCCACCGGCCCAAGACUGAACUCAAUGGCCCGUUCGCGGAACAACUAGGAUUGCACCUCACGCCUGAUGGCGACAUCAACACAACGGAGCCCUUCUAUAGCACCUCCAUCCCGAGGGUAUUCGCGGUGGGUGACUGCGCCAUGUCAUCCAAGGCGGUAGUAAUGGCCAUGUCGUCGGGAACUUUAGUGGCAGGAGGUUUGGCCAGACAGUUGCAAUCGGAGCUCUACUCGGGAGAGCAGAAACCAAGUUAG